CUCGCUCAUAUUGUGGGCCGGGGGAGCGCAUGGCUCGGUGUGCACACACUGUCGCCAGCCGUCCUGGACGCCGCGUACACCACCACACCAGACAGCAGGCUCCCGCGCUGUGAGCACCGCACACUAACAGGACACUUCUCCGCUUAAAAAGGCUCGUUUGGGCCGGGCAGCGGGGUGCGGCUGCGGUACUGCGGUACUGCGGGCUCGCCGGUGCAGAUGGAGCGGUGGACGGGCAGGGUGGCCCUGGUGACCGGAGCCUCGGUGGGCAUCGGCGCGGCCGUGGCCCGGGCGCUGGUCCAGCACGGCAUGAGGGUCGUGGGCUGCGCCAGGAACGUCGACAAAAUUGAGAAGCUGGCAGCGGAAUGUCAGAGUGCAGGCUACAGUGGCACACUGAUCCCUUACAAGUGUGACCUGUCCAACGAAGAGGAGAUCCUGUCCAUGUUCUCAGCCAUCAAGACCCUGCACAAGGGUGUAGACGUGUGCAUCAACAACGCUGGUCUGGCUCACAAUGAACCCUUGCUCAGUGGAAAGACUGAGGGCUGGAGGAAUAUGUUGGAGGUGAACGUCUUAGCCUUGUCUAUCUGCACCCGUGAGGCCUACAAAUCAAUGAAGGAGAGGAAUGUGGACGACGGCCACAUCAUCAAUAUUAAUAGUAUGAGUGGGCAUCGGGUAGUGCCAAGUGCUGAUGUGCAUUUCUACUGUGCCACUAAAUAUGCUGUGACGGCUAUGACUGAGGGUAUACGACAAGAGCUUCGAGAGGCAAAGACUCAUAUCAGAGCCACUUGUAUAUCACCUGGAAUAGUGGAGACUGAAUUUGCCUUCCGGCUACACAACAAUGAUCCAGAGAAAGCAGCUGCAGUGUACGAGAGCAUCAAAUGUUUGAAAGCAGAGGAUGUAGCCAGUGCAGUCACAUUUGUCCUUGGUGCCCCUUCUCAUGUCCAGAUUGGAGAUGUGCAGAUGCGGCCAGUAGAGCAGGUAUCAUAGCAGUGACCCUGGAAGCUGCAGGAGGAGCAGGCUGGCAGACACAGUGACUCCUUAGCAACCUCUGCUGGGCAUUUGGGUGGGAGAGGGUGGGGUUGUAAAACCAGUAAACUACAAUUGUGUUGGCUCUGCAGGGGUGUGAUCAAGGAGAGGUGGAGCCUUCAAGAGGCUGGCGAGGUAAUAAACGGGGGUGGACUCUAGAAAACCACUACAAAAAUACUACUGAAUGCAGCAACCUUGGCAGUCGUUGGGCUCAGCCUCGAGGCGAGCCGACUCUCAAGUAGGAACAAACUAGCAGAGUUGCUGCUGAGCUGGGCACUAAUCUGCACAGCUAUUACUUCAGAGGGAAGAGAUGUCAUUGAUUGCACAUUGUUUAUUCUUUUUUUUAUUCUUUUUUUUGUUUUGUAGCCCCGACAACAUAUCUUCUUGAAAUUUAAUUGAAAAAAAAAAGUAAUUGCUGUUUAUAAGAAUUAUAACUUUUGUUUUCUUUUUUUAAUAAAUACUAUAAUUUUUAAUUAAAUUUAGCUGUCGUCUCAUGAACUAAUCUUAGAUGAUGCCAUGUCACACCCACUAUGAGUAGCCAUAAACGGUCUGUUUAUCCUGAUUUGUUAUCCAACAUAUGAUCAAUAAAUAAUGGCUAAAAGAGCCUGGGAAGGCUUGCCUAGUCACCUCCCUACGUGUCAAGCGCAUGACUUUCUGCAGUCCACCUUUUUUUUGCUUGUGUAAUAUUAUUUGUUGUGCACUUUGGAUUCAUUUGUGUGGAGUUAUCGGAAGGAAGAUCCAGCGUCUCUCGGCGAGGAGGAAACUAACUGUGCACAUGUAUGCCCUUAAACAUGUUCCCUUCUGUUGGAAAAUUCUCCUUUAAUGAAUUAAUAAAGACUGUUUCCCAGA
Cololabis saira (Pacific saury) is the source of this 1872-nucleotide messenger RNA. RefSeq names its product dehydrogenase/reductase 11a (gene dhrs11a). NCBI's taxonomy places the organism in Eukaryota, Metazoa, Chordata, Actinopteri, Beloniformes, Belonidae. The transcript is spliced from 7 exons. The coding region runs from base 217 to 984 and encodes 255 amino acids. Gene Ontology annotation, molecular function: oxidoreductase activity. The record is from RefSeq and is a predicted model, not a curated record.